UCAUCAAGGUAGUCGUGGCACAAACCAUGAGGCACCGUCAAGCUCUCUCGUGUCUCACCCUCCUCCUCUUCAUCCUCGUCUCAUCCAGCGCUUCCACUCUAGAUGACACAUGCAAGUCCGUCGCCGCAAGAAACAAGGACAUCUCCUGCAACUACUGCAUAUUGUUCUUCCAGGCCAACAACACCAGCACCACCGCGGACAAGCGCGGCCUCGUCGUCAUCGCCACAAAGAUCACCCAAGCAGAGGCCGCAAACACCCGUGAGCGCAUCGAUGCCCUAAUGGCCUCAGGGACGGACAAGAAGGUCAAGGGGUGCCUCUCCGAGUGUCGCGUGCACUACACGAUCGCGCUGAACUGGCUCGAAGCCGCGGCGAAGGGCAUUGAGUCAGGUAAUUUGCAGGACGCAGAGGUGACCCUCAGAGGAGUGAUAUUGGGCAUCGACACCUGCGAGGAAGGGUUCCGCAAGCUAGGCAUCAAGUCGCUUCUGGCCGCCGAGGAUGCCACGUUCACUGCAGGCUGCUCCAUCGCUCUCACUAUAACGAGCAUGUUGUAACUCGCUAGCCGUCGAGGAUGCGUGAAUCUGGCUAACAGUUCUAGCUAUACACUAGUCCAGGAUCAUCUGGAUCGAUCAAUAAACUCUUCGAACCUGCAA
This is a messenger RNA of Triticum urartu, 650 nucleotides long. RefSeq names its product putative invertase inhibitor. Gene Ontology annotation, molecular function: enzyme inhibitor activity. NCBI's taxonomy places the organism in Eukaryota, Viridiplantae, Streptophyta, Magnoliopsida, Poales, Poaceae. The record is from RefSeq and is a predicted model, not a curated record.